Messenger RNA from Closterium sp. NIES-65, 1779 nucleotides. Lineage: Eukaryota; Viridiplantae; Streptophyta; Zygnematophyceae; Desmidiales; Closteriaceae. The record is from the annotation of a GenBank genome assembly.
AUGCGGACGGGGAAUCACGUGAUAGAGACGCGCGCGAAGCAGCAACAGCAGCAGAAGCAGCCCAAUCGCUCGCAGACUAAGGUCGACGGGCUAGUGGGGACAAGCAGGGCUACAGUCGCCAGGCCAGAGGAAAUUAGUAGCAGGACAGCACUUGGCGAGCUGGAGAUAGUACGCGAGGAGAAGCGGAGCCUCGAGAAGUGUCUCAAGCUCGUUGUGGAGGAGCGCGACGCGCUGCUAGAGCUAGCAGCGAGAAACGCCGCUGUUGCGAAGAGCGCCGCAGGCGCGAAGAAAGAGAAAGAUCGCGCUGCUGUAUUCGAAUCGCCGCCGUCGCCUCCGCGCGACUCAACUGCGAUCAGUGAUUUAGGCGAGUCGCUCGCUACGGCAGACCGAGCCGGCAAAAGCGGGGCGAGCGUGGAGCGCGCGUUACCGCGGCGGAGCCGUGCACUCUCCGCGGAGCGUGUCCAGCGCGGGGGGAGCGGAGAGGGGUCGUUCCGGCGGUCGGCGGAAGGCCGUCCGCAGUCGGCGGAGCGCGGCCCCCGUCGCGCGGGGAUCGCGGAUGGGGAACCUGCGGAGUGGGAGGGCAGCGGCGCAAGCGCGCUGAUAGCGCUGGCUUUGGAGAAGGAGAGAGAGAGCACGUGGGAGAUGGAGUAUCGAAGGGAAUUGCGGGGCGGGGAGGUUAUGGAAGGAGCGGAAGCUUUGCGGCGGGAACGGGGGGAGGACGACCGGGCAAAGGCGCGGGAGUGGGAGGCGAAGCGGGACUUUCUGCGGGAGGAGCGGAAGAGGCAGCUAGCGCGGGAAAUGGGGAAGAUGGGGGCGGUUGUUGCUGGGGAGAAGCGACGUAUAGAAGAAAAGCGCGCGGCUGAGAUCGGUCGUCGGGAGCAGAUUCCCCUUCAGGCGGAGGCGCGGAGGGAAUGGUCGCACGGGAAACCUACGGAGAGCGGGGAAAGGCGACGGCUUCUAGAAAAAGCCAACGCCGCGAAACGGGAGAGCGACCGGGCGGAGCGGAAAGAGAGGGAACGGACGAGGGAGAUGGAGCGGGUUGAGCAGCGGGAGAGGGAGAAGGAGCGGGCAGACGAGAGGGGGAAGGAAAUGCGACGGGAGGUGGAGCGGAGGAGGGAGCAGGAACGAGAGAGAAUGAGGCAACUGGAGCUACAGAAGGAACUGGAGGAGGAGAGGGAGCAGGAGCAGAAGCGGGAGGCGGAGAAAGAGCGGGAGUGGCGGAAGGAUAAGGCGCAGGCGGAAGCGUGGGAGAAGGAGUGCGAGCGCCUGAGCGAGGAGGUGGAGCGUCUGCACGAGGCCCUCCAGCAGGCGCGGGGCGAGCUGGCGGGAGUGCGCAGGCUCAGCGCGGGUGCGGCGCAGUCGGGGGCGGAAUCCACGGAAUCUGAAUUGGCGAAGGAGCUGGAGCAGACGAAGCUGCGGCUGGCGAAGGUGGAGGCAGAGCGCGGGCAGCUGGCGAGCGCGGUGGAGCGCAUGGUGCUGGAGAUGGCGGACGCGGUGCGGGAGCAGGAGCAGUUCCGCGAGGCGCUGCAGCACACGAGCCUGGAUACGAUGCUGCUAUCGCACGCGCUGGGGUCGGUAAAGACGCUUCAGUCGACCGUGCAUCUCAUGCAACAGCAGCUACAUCGGAGUAUUCGUUCUCUGGCUGCUGUAGUCCCCUUACCCCUAUCAGAGUCAGCUCCACCAGCGGACCAAGAUCCAUCGGCAUUGCCCAAGAGGUCCCAGAGGAGGUCCCUCAUGUCAGCAGCAUGGAAGCUACUGACACCUAGUGGAUCAAAGUAA